Symbiodinium sp. CCMP2456 is the source of this 542-nucleotide messenger RNA. The record is from the annotation of a GenBank genome assembly. NCBI's taxonomy places the organism in Eukaryota, Dinophyceae, Suessiales, Symbiodiniaceae.
GUUGUGGAAGACAAGGGACGGCGGCUCAUCUGUUCCUGCAGCUGCGCCAGAGAUCACGUCUUCUACAACUCCUCCAACACCCGGCGCGUGGGCAAAUAUCAACUGGCACUGAUGGACCAGAAUGAUGCAUACCGCGUUGGGGAUUUGCUGUGGCACAGAGGCUCUCCGAAGCACGCACGCUGGAGAGCAGACUCGAUAGCCAUACUCUGCAACUCGGCGUUCCGGGGCACCUUGAUGCGCGACAUGCUGCGAAGUGCUGUCCUCGUCGAUAACCACGCCAUUGCACCAAGUCUGAGCGAUCCGGAUCUGGAGCAACUGCUGAGUAUGCGAGGCGAGGGGCGUGUGGGCUACGCCUACGCAUCGGGCGAGACGGGUCCCAACAACCUGACCUUGCCAAGCACAGCCGAAGCUUGGGCUGGGCUGAGGCAUGUCGUCGGCCUUCGCUACACGGCACUAGGGCCUAGCUCGGACGAUGUUCUGCUGGUGCCACUGCGCUUGGGCGAUGAGCCGCGCUGGCGGCUGCAGGACGUCGAAGAGUCGCU